This is a messenger RNA of Aspergillus ruber CBS 135680, 3681 nucleotides long. RefSeq lists its product as uncharacterized. Gene Ontology annotation, molecular function: DNA-binding transcription factor activity, RNA polymerase II-specific. Gene Ontology annotation, cellular component: nucleus. The record is from RefSeq and is a predicted model, not a curated record. Bases 1 to 3681 code for a protein of 1226 amino acids. The transcript has 3 exons. Gene Ontology annotation, biological process: regulation of transcription by RNA polymerase II. Lineage: Eukaryota; Fungi; Ascomycota; Eurotiomycetes; Eurotiales; Aspergillaceae.
AUGGUCACGCCUACGCAUCUCCUAACAACGUCGUUUCUGUACGCUACUGGGAAUACUCCUGCCGUCAACUUGACUGGUCCAGUACCUCCUGAUCAAAAUGUGGAUGCGUUGCUACUGGGGUGUGGGGACGUGCGAAAUGUCCUCUUCUCUGUCUAUAUGAGCAUGAGAAAGGAUCGCAAAUUUGACUUCACAUGCUGCGAUAUUCAAGCUGAGAUCUUAGCUCGAAACAUCAUCUUGUACACACUAAUUCUCGAUGAUUUCGAAGGCGAAAAUGCCGAGCGGAUAUGGAAUAUCUACUACCAUGUUCUUGUCGAUGAUGAUUCCUUGAGCCUUCUUCGAGAGCAGGCUUCAAAGCUAUUGAAGGUAGCAGCUACAGCUGACAGAUGGAACAACGGAAAAUAUGGAGCUACCCUUCGCUUCUGCGAUAGCUACACCUUCUCUCGUGUCUCGAAACUCUGGAAAUCCUACGCCUUGCAGCCGUCGCAUGGAGAUUCCUUUAAAGUGCAACAAGAGAGGCUCCACCUUCGUAUUACAAAAGCAAAAGAGGUCCAGAAGGACAUAGUGGGGAACAAUACUGUUACUACAGGUCUUCGAUCAGCAGCUCCUCGCACUGAUGCCGCUUUCCAAGACAUCAACGCUUCGUACGAAGCUUUUUGGGAGAGUGGUUUAUCCAAGCUCAACCAAGCGAGACCCAAAAAUCUCAACCCCAUGUUCGACAUAACCAACCCUCAAUGUAUCUUGCACUAUGGGACGGAUCCCGUUAUUGGCUACCAUCUUUCUACGACAUAUGUUGGGCUUUCAGGGGAGUCGCCGCUGAAGGCGAAUAAGGCCAACUCGAAACAAGUUGGUGCAUGUUUUAGCGUCGCUCUGGACCAAUUUCGUGCAUUUAGCAAGGCGUUCCGUGAAUCCGCAUCAUUACUGACAUUACGCUUCGUUACUACGGACGCUAUGGCUCUCUGUCACACUCUCCAGCACGUACAAAUUUACAAAAGCAACAGUGCUGGAUGCUAUCGUAGUUUCCAAACGUGGGAGCCCUUGAUACUGGACACUGUCGACCACUCCCUGCAGAGGGCAGGCGCUGCCGCUCCAUUGUCAUUCGACAUUAUUGACACAUCCAACCUGGCAGACCAUUUCGGAUAUCUGAAUCUGCUUACCGCUGCCGGUCCUCUCUUGAAACCAAAGCCGACAUCCACACUAUCAACUGAAGUUUUGGUGCAACGCGAGACGGACAUGGAGCAACAUAAAAAGAAUCUCUUGUAUGGAGAUAUCCCAACAGUCGCGCUUUUGCUUGGCCUUGAUCCGGUGGAGAUCUGGACGGGCACAACUGCUACUUCUAGGUUCGACGAAAGGUUUACGCUGGAUAUGGCCGAUGGAUCCGAACCCGACACCCCCACAACACAGUCACGAUUUGUCCUUCACUGGAAAAGCGCAGCAAUCCAGGACAAUCCAACUGGGCAGCCGUCUCUCACAUUUGAAUCUAAGGAGCUUGCUGGGCUUUUGCUUCAAGUUUACAAAGGAAUGUUUUGUGAUGAGGACCCGACAAGCUGGCUGAGUGGUAUCGUGGACAAGCUACAGCGAAAGACAUACGGGUACCACACGAGAUCAAGCUUUGUCGCGAUUCUUAGUCUCGUGCGCCGACGGAGUAUGGUUGAUUGGGAUGUUUUUAUGCGCAAACUCUACUAUUUGAUAAUGAAUGAUACCUCCAUGAAAGCUGGUGCGAGCUAUGCAGCAGAGAUGAUAGCUCACUUGGAUGUUUUGAGGUUGCGUCCUAUGAUUGAUACUGAACUUCCUUCGCGAGCAGCAGUCAGUCAUCCUCAAUGUCCGUUACGCCACUGGGAAGAUCUACCUUCGUCGUUGUGUGUUACGAUGGUUGUUCCACGUGAGAACCUGCGGUUGUUCAAGAAGGCUUCAAUCAAGAGCGGAAGUCCUAUUGUACAAAUGGUCCUUCGGGCCAUGGACAUUCAGGCUCAGAGCUUCUAUUUGAGUAUACAAGCCGGCUUUGGACACUUGAAAGCGUUAGGGGCCAAAUACUCCGAGGAUCUCGCUUUAGAGAUUGAGGAAGAUGAGAGCAACUGGGAUGGUACUGCACCCAUGAUUGUGUCUGCCGUUGUCCCAGCAUCCGUGGUUCUUCAAAAGAUUGACCUGUCAACUGAGGUUAUGUUCACUCUUAACCAAAGCCCUCAUUCAUUUGCCAUGUUUAGUGACAAGCUUGGUCUAGAACUCGCCAUAAGCAAGUCAACCCUUGCCAGUAAAGAUGUUUACAUCACCAAGAAUCGCCCCAAUAUGUCUACGCAAAUGUCUUUUUCAGGCACCUGCGCCAGUCCGUCCAUACAGAAUGCUAAGCCAUUCUCAACACCGCCUGACUCUGGCAAGGAAAUCACUUCAAUCCGGUUCCAGGCACAACUCACACCUGAUCAAUCAAAGCUGGCAAAUAUUUUGGCGCAUGUCGAUGUCUUCCCAGGGCAGUUGCAGGAUGUGUUACGGUCUGGAGCCGGCGUUCAAACCUCGCAGGUCUCCUCAUAUGAGAUUUCAGUUUCCUUCGAUACAGGUGUGCUAGUCAAGAAAGUCCGAUUCCCAAUGCCAAUUACCAUUGUUGGUGGCAAGACUCGGGUUGCGCGAAAAUCGUCCUAUAUUGAGUUUAUCGCACCUGUGCCAGCUCAGAAGGAGCUUGCUGCCCGUCUGGACAGUUUGUACCCUAUGAUCCGGGAGAAAGGAUCGAUUGGACUUCGCACACCACACUAUGUCUCACUUGACGUAUUACCAAUUUUUAGUCGAACGAAUCCCGCCGGAAUGUCAUGGCUUAUUCCGCGUGUAUCGGACAUGUUUUCUUUCGGAGAACGCAAAACACGAGAGAUUCAGAUGGCAUCUGGGGCGAAUGCCGGUGAUGUCCGUGUGAAUUUCAAGGAUUCUCUCUUUUCAUUGUUUUCGCACUCCACAGGUAUCAACGGGGUACCACGUCAUGAUGUCCUGGCAUUGAAUAAUCCCCAGGAGGGUGGCGUUCACGUGUUGAUCUUCAUCUCUUCUCUCCGUCUGGAUAUGUCUUGUCAACAUAUUGUCCUAGAUACCGCAGUUCUUCCGCUUUCGAUGGAUAUCAUGCCGCAAAUGGUUUCCUUAAUCGACAAAUUGCAACAACGGGGCGUCAUGUCCAUUAUAGUUGACAAUGAUGAACUUUGCAUGUGGAAGCACGCCCUACCCGCCAUGGUCGAGAGAUGUCGCGACUGGAACCACAAGCCGUCAUGCGAAUACAGGAUCAGCGGUAAAAUCCCAGUCUCCGUCGAGUUCGGCCAGCAACUGCUUUGUUCCUGCGGCAGAGGCAAAUUUCCUUCAGGUUACAAGACAGCUUUUCCCGGAAUCUGGAACAAACUUUCAAAGUAUGCCGUGAGAGCCGCCAUCGCGCCUUCCUUUCCCGUUCCAUUCGUGGAGCGCUCGCUCGAGCUGAAGGAUUUAGAUAAGUUGGAUGAGUGGCGGAACGCAGGGUCAGUUGAUGGGGUUGCAAAGAAACUUGCGUCUCUGAAACUAAAGAAGGGCUCUUGUUUCAGGUGUGAUAGGCGGAAGGUCUCGCUCCUUCGAUGCAGUGGUUGUAAGGUUGCAGAGUAUUGUUCGAAGGAGUGUCAGAAGGAAGAUUGGAAGGACGGGAAACAUAAGAAUAUGUGUCCGCUAAUGGGGAAAAGUAGUUUCUGA